ACAAGACUCUCUCUGUACACUUCCUCUUCGGAAAACAUUGCUGAUCAGUAUUCGAUGCGCGUAGAAGGGAAAAGGUUAACACUGUAGAGUGCUUGGAAGAGAAAGACGCCAUGGAAGAAUCACCGAAGGUGGAAGAGGGAGAAGAGAGGCCUUUGCGCAUUGAAAACAACGAUGAAGAUGAGAAGGUUGCGUUAUCGGUAGGCAUGAAUCGGAAGGAGAAGAGGAAGGCGAUCAAGAAAUUGAAGCGGAAGCAAAUGAGGAUGGAGAUAGCAGCGAGGGAGCGCGAGGAAGAGGAGGCUCGGCUUAACGAUCCCGAGGAGCAGAAAAGAGCACUACAGAUGGAGCAGGAAGAGGCCGCGAGGAUUGAGAGGGAAAGGAAGCUGUUUGAGGAAAGAGAGAGGGCCUGGAUCGAGGCUAUGGAGAAGAAGAUGAAGGAGGCGGCGGAAGAAGAGCAGAGGAAGCUUCUCGAAGACACUCAGAAGCAACAGCAAGACAAGGAGACUGAAUUGGAUGAGGAUGAUGAAUGGGAAUAUGUGGAGGAAGGGCCCGCUGAAAUUAUUUGGCAAGGAAAUGAGAUCAUUUUUAAAAAGAAAAAAGUGAGGAUUCCCAAGAAGGAUUCGCUCCACCAAAUUAAAAGGGAGGAUGCCGAUAGACCUACAUCAAACCCUCUACCUCCAGAAUCUGAAGCUUUUGCUGAUUACACGAAUUCAUCAGCAGUUUCUGCACAGCAAGUUCUUGAGAGUGUUGCACAACAAGUGCCAAAUUUUGGAACUGAACAGGAUAAAGCUCACUGUCCCUUUCAUUUAAAAACUGGAGCAUGUCGAUUUGGUCAACGCUGUAGCAGAGUCCAUUUUUACCCUGAUAAAUCAAACACACUUCUUAUUAAAAACAUGUAUACUGGUCCUGGCCUUGUUUGGGAGCAAGAUGAGGGGCUUGAGUAUACAGAUGAAGAGGUGGAACGUAGUUUUGAAGAAUUUUAUGAGGAUGUUCACACAGAGUUCCUGAAGUUUGGAGAAAUUGUGAACUUUAAGGUGUGUAAAAAUGGCUCCUUUCACUUGCGAGGGAACGUCUAUGUGCAUUAUAAAUCAAUGGAUUCUGCUGUCCUUGCAUAUAACUCAAUCAGUAGUCGUUACUUUGCUGGAAAACAGAUAAGGUGUGAAUUUGUAAAUGUGACUAGAUGGAAGGUUGCAAUAUGUGGGGAGUAUAUGAAGUCAGGGUUCAAGGUGCAGUUAUGGUCAUGUCAAACUUGUUCUCACGGAUCAGCUUGCAAUUUUAUCCACUGUUUUCGUAAUCCUGGAGGAGAUUAUGCAUGGGCUGACUCUGACAAACCACCCCCAAAGUAUUGGGUGAAAAAGAUGGCAGCUUUAUUUGGUUAUUCUGAUGAACAUGAGAAAUUGAUGGAGCAAGAUGCUUUGAGUGCACUGAAGAACUCAAGCAAGAAACAAAAAGCAGAUUCAGAUAGGUACCGUUCAAGAAGAUCAAGGGAGAUUGGUGAGUUCAAUAACAGUGGUUCAGGUAGAAGAAGAAAACAUAGGAACGAACGAAAUCAGAGCAGAACUCCCAAUGAGGAAAUAUAUGAACAAAAUAUCAACUUGAAAGACUACCAUAACGGGAAAGGUGGAACUUCUGAUUCUGACUCUGAUAGAGAAUGGUCAGAUAAGGAAAAACGCCAUAAACACCAUAAACGCCAUAGAAGAAGCUCAGUUAAUAGGAACAAGGAUGAGGAGAGGAGCCAUGAAGGGUAUCAUGAUGUGAUGCAUGGGGACAGUAAAAACCAGCAUCAACACCAUAGAAAACGCUCAACUAACAGGAACGAGGGUGAUGAGAGAAGAAGCCAUGAAGGGUAUUCUGGUGAAGAUUCAGAUGCGACACCUAGGGACAGAAAACACCAUCAACACCGUAGAAAUUGCUCAAUUACUAGGAACAAGGGCGAUGAGAGGAGAAGCGAUGAAGGGUAUUCUGAUGUGGAUUCAGAUGCGGAACCUGGGGACAGAAAAAAACACUGUCAGCACCAUAGAAAAUGCGCAACUAAUCGUAAUGAGGGUGAUGAGAGAAGAAACCGUGAGGGGUAUUCUGAUGUUGAUUCAGAUGCUGUACCUGAGAACUGGAAAAAACAGCAUAGUAGUGAAAGAAGGAGCUCAAGAAAAAUGAAUAGAAACAAUGAUGAGGCUGGACGUGGGGAUUGGUCAGAUAGGAAUAGAGAUAGGAAAUGGCAUAGCAAAAGCAGAAGCUCUAGACAUAGGAGCAGGGACUACAGAUAUGCAACUAGUGAUACUGAAUCUGACGCUUGUUUAUUUGAUGGAGAUGGAGACACACAAACUCAACGUCAUUCUUCUAGGAAAAGCUCCAAACACAGGAGAUCUGGUUCUCAGGAUGAUUAUGAAGAUUAUGAACACAGAAAUGAAGUCAACAGAGACUGGUCAAUGGAGGACAGACAAGAACAUCACCAUGAAAAGAGGAAGAGUUAAAAACAAAAGAAGUUGGAGUCCCAUGAUGAUCAAGAUGACAAGAAUGUUCACUAGGAUCGAAAAGGAAUCGGGUUUUAUACAGACAGCAAGGGGACAAACAUCGUAAUAUUUUGAACUCUGGAUUCGGAUGAGCAUGUUGAGAGAUGGUUAGUAAUGCUGAUGAUGGCAGUGAUUGGUUGACACGAUGGCUGUGAAAGGACAUUGUAAUUUGUGACCCCAGAAUUGCAUUUUAGUGUCAACGUGGCUAAUUUACUAGAGGAUGGAACAAUCUGGUGUUUGGAAUUUCAGUUCGUGAUCAUCUUUUCCCAAGGUUCCCAUCUUUCCUGGAAUUUUUCAUUUCUUUUGGACCGUGGAAACUCGAGAAACUUGAUUUUAAUUAGUGGAGUUAUCAUGGGUCUCUUGAAGCUUCCAGAUUAUUGAUGUUUGAUUCAGGCCUCUCUAGCCAAAGUUUGAUUCUCACCAACUCGCUUUGGAAGGUUAAGGUUUUCUGUAAGGUAAAAGCUUUUAUUUGUACUUUGGUGCUCAACUUUGUGAACUCACGUGAUAGAUGCGUAGAACCAUUGUAUUAUAUCACGUGGUGCCAAAACUAAGAAAGGAGCUGGCAUCUUUAGUUCCAAACUUAAUCAAGAUGUGUGUGCGCGCGCGAGCGCGCGAAAUACUGAUUUGAUAAUAGAUCAUUUAUUAAUAAAAUGCACUCUGCGCUUUCUUGCUAGUGCUGUUCAGUGUUA
This is a messenger RNA of Prosopis cineraria, 3196 nucleotides long. Its product is annotated as zinc finger CCCH domain-containing protein 5. Gene Ontology annotation, molecular function: metal ion binding; pre-mRNA 3'-splice site binding. Gene Ontology annotation, biological process: mRNA splicing, via spliceosome. Gene Ontology annotation, cellular component: U2AF complex; spliceosomal complex. Lineage: Eukaryota; Viridiplantae; Streptophyta; Magnoliopsida; Fabales; Fabaceae. Bases 111 to 2468 code for a protein of 785 amino acids. The record is from RefSeq and is a predicted model, not a curated record. The transcript has 9 exons.